Molecule: messenger RNA, 951 nt
Organism: Nannospalax galili (Upper Galilee mountains blind mole rat)
Lineage: Eukaryota; Metazoa; Chordata; Mammalia; Rodentia; Spalacidae
Product: olfactory receptor 2AG2-like
Exons: 1
Coding region: 1-951 (316 amino acids)
Biological process (GO): G protein-coupled receptor signaling pathway
Cellular component (GO): membrane
Molecular function (GO): olfactory receptor activity; G protein-coupled receptor activity
Source: RefSeq, a predicted model, not a curated record
AUGGAGCUCUGGAACUCCACCCUGGGAAGUGGCUUCAUGUUGGUGGGGAUUCUGGAUGAUAGUGGAGCUCCUGAACUGCUCUGUGCCGCAAUCACAGUCCUGUACUUCUUGGCUCUGAUCAGCAAUGGACUGCUGCUCCUGGUCAUCACAAUGGAUGCCCAACUCCACGUGCCCAUGUACCUCCUGCUGAGACAGCUGUCUCUCAUUGACCUCCUGUUUACAUCAGCUGUGUCUCCAAAGGCUAUCAUGGAUUUUCUGCUCAGAGACAACACAGUCUCCUUCGGAAGCUGUGCCCUUCAGUUGUUUUCAGCAAUGACACUGGGUGGUGCAGAGGACAUUCUUCUGGCCUUCAUGGCCUAUGACAGGUAUGUGGCCAUUUGCCAUCCUCUGACCUACAUGGUCUUCAUGAGUCCAAAGAUCUGCUGGAUCAUGGUGUCCACAUCAUGGAUACUGGCAUCUCUGAGUGCACUAGGUCAUACUGUGUACACUAUGCUCUUCCCUUUUUGCAUGUCCCAGGAAAUCAAACACCUGCUCUGUGAGAUCCCUCCUUUGUUGAAGUUGGCCUGUAGAGACACCUCCCAAUAUGAACUCAUGGUUUACGUGACAGGUGUGCUAUUCCUUUUACUUCCUCUUUCUGCUAUUGUUACCUCCUACACACUAAUUCUGUUCACUUUCCUCCACAUGCCUUCAAAUGAGGGCAGGAAGAAAGCCCUUGUCACCUGCUCUUCCCACCUGACUGUGGUUGGAAUGUUCUAUGGGGGUGCCACGUUCAUGUAUGUCCUUCCCAGUUCCUUCCACAGUCCCAAGCAAGAUAAUAUCAUCUCUGUGUUCUAUACAAUUGUCACCCCAGCUCUGAAUCCCCUCAUCUACAGCCUGAGGAAUAAGGAGGUCAUUGGGGCUUUUAGAAGGGUUCUGGGCAGAUAUAUUCUGCCAGCCAACCCUACCCUUUAG